Gymnodraco acuticeps is the source of this 3236-nucleotide messenger RNA. Its product is annotated as tyrosine-protein kinase receptor TYRO3. Gene Ontology annotation, biological process: nervous system development; phagocytosis; cell migration. The transcript has 15 exons. The coding region runs from base 113 to 2821 and encodes 902 amino acids. Gene Ontology annotation, cellular component: plasma membrane; signaling receptor complex. Gene Ontology annotation, molecular function: protein binding; ephrin receptor activity; ATP binding. Lineage: Eukaryota; Metazoa; Chordata; Actinopteri; Perciformes; Bathydraconidae. The record is from RefSeq and is a predicted model, not a curated record.
UUAUAAGGAGAUGUAAACAUUGUUCCAGUGACUCCCUCAGUGCAGACUGACAGGCUGGAUGUGAGAUCUGGCAGGCGUAGAUUAUGAUACUCAUUUCUAACACGCUGUAAACAUGGCUGUUAGUAACACUACACUGUUUACACCCCGGUGUGUUUGGCCUACUUUACUCCUAUGGUGGAUCCUGCUGUGGGAAGCCGGCUGUGAAACUCAAUACCAAGCAGAGGAGGUGGAGAUUUUCCAUUCUGAUAAACAGAAAUCAUUGGAAUGGAAAUCCGAGCCAAACGCAGAGUGGACUUCAGUUAACCUUGCUUCAGUCCCUGUGCUUCAAGCUUGUGCAAGGCGCAUGACAAGAACUGUUUUAAGCCCGUGGAUGGAGCGGAAAGAUGCCCACUACAUACUGAUGGAUAUUUCCUUAGCCCAAGAACAACAGCCGUCUGAACAGCUGAGCCCACUACAAGUUCACUUUUUUGAUAUAAACACACCAAUGACAAUCUUUCAAAAUAGUUUGACCGUCCUGAAUCUUAACACCUCCAGGCCUUUCCCUGUCAAUGCAGUCCUGCCAUCCGGGUACUUUGAGCGCAGACUAGCUCUGGGCCUGGGCCCCGUCAGACGGACAGGCUUCCAGCUGGCCUUCUCCUACUCUGGAACAUGUGUGCUGCUGACAUCCAUCAGACUGUACUACAGGAGGUGCCCUGACAUCGUUAGUAACCUGGCCUUGUUUGAAGGGACGGGGGCCGCGUCGGGUGACCUGAGGGGCUCCUGUGUGAACGGAGCUGUGGAGGUUUCUCCUCCUGUUAGAGAGUGUGAGGCGGAUGGAGAAUGGGGUCCAGAGCAUGGAGGAUGUACCUGUAAUCCCGGCCAUCAAGUCAUGGAUGACACAUGUCAAACUUGUGAUAUGGGCUACUACAAACCAGCCAAUGAGAGUGGAGUAUGCCGGCCAUGCCCACAGAAUAGCAACACAUAUGGGAAGGGAUCUGAGAGGUGUGUUUGUCUGCAGGGUUACACCCGCCUACCAACGGACCCUGAAGACCUCGGAUGCACUAAGCCGCCCUCUGCUCCAGUGAAUCUCACAGCCCGUCACCAUAAUGACUCCGUGCUGAUGGUGACGUGGGAUCCUCCUCAUGACCGUGGAGGCAGACAGGAAGUGAUGUAUGGCAUCAAGUGUGAGAAGGAAGUGGAGUCCAGCCGUCAGUGGCAGGCGUGUGGCGAUACUGUGGUUUUCCUGCCUAACUCAGCAGGGCUGACCAACACAUCAGUCACUGUCACCGAGCUGAGCCCCCAGCACGGAUACAGGCUCUCAGUGCAGGCCUGGAACGAUGCAUCCACCCUGGGGGGGGCUCCACCUUCAUCCACUGCCACCGUCACAAUCCACAGAUGGAAGGUUCCUCCUGUGGUGAGCACACAGAUGCCGGGCUUAAACUUCUCAGAGCUGGCAGAAGUUCCAACAGCUUCUAAGUCCCAGAGUCGCACCUCCAUGUGGAUGACAAUUGGUAUUUUAUUUGCCAUCCUGCUGCUCAUGGCUCUAAUCCCCAUUGUUGUGUGUGUCCUGCGCAGCAACUACACUAAACUCAGGUCCGACCAGGAUGUGGAGCUUCUGCCAAUGAACGCUGGAGUUUCCUACAGACUUCAGCAGGAGGAGGAAGCUGAACCUCAGCCAGCCAGCAUUUCAGUGGUGGGGGUGGUCCAGAUGUUGGAGGCGCUCGGCGGCAGCAUGCUGGACAGUCUGAAGGAAGUCCUGGUGGAGAGGGAAACACUCACCCUGGGGAAGGAGCUCGGCAAAGGAGAGUAUGGAUCAGUCUAUGAAGGGGUCUUCUCACCAGAGGAAGGAGGGGACAUGAAGGUGGCUGUGAAGACCAUGAGAGUUGGAAUCCACAGCCAGGAAGACUUGUAUGACUUUCUGAGAGAGGCAGAGAUCAUGAAGACCUUUGAUCACGAGAAUGUGGUCAGACUCCUGGGGGUGACUCUACAGAGAGAGCAGGACUCUCCUCUGCCGGUGCCCCUGGUCAUCCUGCCGUACAUGAAACAUGGAGACAUGCGCCGCUUCCUCAUCGCUACACGAUACGGAGACAUUCCUAUGUUUGUGCCCCACCAGAGUCUGCUGCGCUUCAUGGUGGACAUCGCGGGGGGGAUGCAGUAUCUGAGCUCUCAGGGCUUCCUGCACAGAGACCUGGCUGCACGCAACUGCAUGCUGGGCGAUGACCUGCGGGUGUGUGUGGCUGACUUCGGCCUGUCCAAAAAAAUGUACAGCGACAAUUAUUACCGCCAAAAAGUGGCGAUCCGUGUGCCAAUCAAGUGGAUGGCGAUGGAGAGCCUGUCUGAGUCCCUGUAUACCACCAAGAGUGACGUGUGGUCCUUCGGUGUGACCAUGUGGGAGAUUGUGUCCCGGGGAAGGACUCCCUAUCCUGGAGUGAGCAACCACGAGCUGCUGGAGCUGCUGCUGUCCGGACACAGGCUCAAACCCCCCCAGGACUGUGACCACAAACUUUACGAGGUGAUGCAGAGCUGCUGGCACGAGGACCCGAGCCUCAGGCCUGGCUUUGGGGAGCUGUGUGAGACACUGAGAGCUCUCCUGUCAGAGCUGCCGGAGCUGGAGGCCAGCCAGGAGGAGAGCUACAUCAACCACGGCCUGGAGGUGGCUGCUGCUGCUGCUGCUGCUGCCUCUCAGGAGACACACACUGAAUGUGGGGGGAGAUGCGAGAAUGUGUACCUGCCUACUCCUCUGGGUGCUGCUGCUGCAGCCAGAGAGGAGGAUGAGGAAGUAGCGGAUGGCUACCUUAAGUAUAUUACUGGCUCUGCAGUUAAGGGGGAUGAUUACGACUAAAAAAGACAAUGUUUAAGAUACAACAUUAUAACUGAAACUCUCAUUAACUGUGUUUGUAUAAAAUGCUCAGGGGCAUUUCCGCAUAGACUGAGAGAGCGACAGAAAAGAAAAUCUAUUUUGCACUUUUUACAUGUUUUGUAUAAUUGUAUUGUAAAUAUAAUAUCUAUUAUACUGUAGUUCGUCCUAUAUUCAUUGUGCUAAGUUGUUUAGUUUAUUUUGUAUUUGUAUAUAUUUUCUUUUUAAAUUGUUCUAUUUUUUAUCUUUAAUUACAACUUAUUUCCUUGUGUUGUUUAUGUUUUCACACCAUAGAAAAUUCCUAUAAACUCAGUUCUGAUUCUUAUUCUGAUCUGGUACAGACAAACCUAAUGAUUGUAUUUCCUUUUAUAAAAGUUAACUAAUAAAGUUGAAUAAUUUA